CUUCCACAAGAGCCCCCCAGCUUGGAAGCGAACUGCUUUUUUGUGCAUCCACCAACAAUCCUCCUUGAGUGGCACUGCCGGGGUUCACAAUGUCACAGGUCUGGCUUGCCUUCAGUCCCACGAAGGCGCAGAGCCUUCAGUUCAACCUGCCCGUUUUCACCAUCUGCCACGUUAUCUCCUGCACACCCCAAUAGGUGAAAGUUUCAACAGUCAACUUCAACCCCUUCUCCGGCUUCCAGGACUCCACCUACCUCCUCAAGCAUGCCAGCGCCCACAGCCGCCCAAGCCAAGGCGGAGAUCAGCACCAUUCCGCUCCGCUUGCUCCGCUUGCUUUGCACGACUCUGGACGGGGUCCUACGUGGCGGUCAACGACGGUCACGGGGAUCCGUUCAAAGUCAACGCUCAGGUGACAGACCCAUCAGGGCAGCAGCUACACUGGCAGCAUGAUGUGGCGGAGGGGCAUUUCGGGUUCACAGCGGACGAGACGGGCGAAUUCUCCGUGUGCUUCUGGCUGCCGCACGAGGGGCACCAUGACGCCAAGCGCACUCACAAGAUCGACAUCACGUGGACCACGGGCAAAUCGCAGAAGAGCGUCAGCCACGGUGCUAAAAAGGAGAGGCUCGAUCACUUUGACCUGGAGCUGCAGAAUCUGGAGGACGCUAUCGACAAGGUGACGCAGGAGAUGAGCUUCUUUCACGAACGGGAGCUGGCAAUGAGGAUGAAGACGGAGGAGACACACGUGUACGUGGCGUGGCUCAGUGUGGCGUCUCUCCUGGUUUGUGGCACCAUCGCCGCGCUACAGCUCUGGCACCUCAAGCGCUUCUUCGAACGCAAGAAGCUGCUAUGA
Molecule: messenger RNA, 847 nt
Organism: Closterium sp. Naga37s-1
Lineage: Eukaryota; Viridiplantae; Streptophyta; Zygnematophyceae; Desmidiales; Closteriaceae
Source: the annotation of a GenBank genome assembly